AUGAUUGAUGUUGAAAAGGGUGCUUGUGAUUACAAGGACUCUGUUGUUGAUGUCUUUGACAAGGCAAAGGAACAAGCGGGUCUCAAUCUAGCUUCUCACAAGCAUGCUGCUUGUGUUGAUUUCAUUGCUUGCUAUCCCAAGAAUGCUACCAAAGCAGUGAAUACUGAGAGUGUUUCUGCUGGUUUUGCUGAAGUUGGCAUGCUGGGAAAGAGCAGGCAUACCGAGUAUGCUUUUCCAUCAAUGUAUGGAAUAAUACAUACUCUGGGAAUGAAUCACUACCCUCAAGCUCUCAUUGAUCUAUUCAAAGACAACUUGCCCCGUUUGGUUCAGGAGGUUUAUGACAAGGGUCAUGUUGAAGAAACUGUGUUUGAUGAGCUGAAAUUCCAAGUUGACAAAAACUACGAGGAAGAGGAGGUACUCAAACAGCAAGGCAUUAGUCAAGAACAAAUGCAGCGAGCCAAAUGCCUCACUCAUGAGCACCAAGUGGAGUUACGGGCAGCAAAACUGGUAGAAGCCAAAGCCAAGGCCAAACAAAAGUUUGAUAAACUUGUGAACGACUACAGGACAUUGCUGAAAUCCAACCCCAAAACGUUGGAAAUGGCCCCGAAAAGGAGAUAUCUCUGA
Seminavis robusta is the source of this 624-nucleotide messenger RNA. NCBI's taxonomy places the organism in Eukaryota, Bacillariophyta, Bacillariophyceae, Naviculales, Naviculaceae. The record is from the annotation of a GenBank genome assembly.